AUGUUCCUGAUUUGUGAUGUUCUUCUUUCAGACAAACUGAAAGACAAAGUAGAUCUGAAGAACACCAUUUAUAUGAAGACAAUGGAAAUAUCAAAACUUCUGGCAGAAAAAGAGGAGCUGGAACUAAAAAUUCAGGAGCUUACAAAUAAAAAUAUACAAUUGGCCAAAGAAAAAGAAAAACUUUGUGAACAGUAUGAAGAAAAGCUGAGCAGGAAAAAUCAUUCAGAUGAGUCUGGGCAGCUGGAAAAACUCAGACGAGAGAAUGAGAGUCUCAGCUGCAAGGUGCAGAAACACGCUGAAGAAAAAGCAGAGCUCCUACGAGAAAAUAAUGACCUCAAAGACGAACUUUAUCGAAAGACAACACUGAUGUCAUUAAUGACAUUAGAAAACAAAGAGCUCCAAAAUAAGGCCGAGAUGGUGACAUUCAAAAAUCUUGAACUGACGGAUGAGAAAGAGGCUCAAGCUUAA
Ahaetulla prasina is the source of this 468-nucleotide messenger RNA. RefSeq lists its product as uncharacterized. Lineage: Eukaryota; Metazoa; Chordata; Lepidosauria; Squamata; Colubridae. The record is from RefSeq and is a predicted model, not a curated record. The coding region runs from base 1 to 468 and encodes 155 amino acids. The transcript is spliced from 4 exons.